AUGGCUCGGAAGAAGUGUCCGGGAUGCUCCAAAUGGGGCGGUAACCGCUGCACUUGCAAGACUUCUACCACUAUCAAGACAGAUGCUGAGCCUCAAAAGCGCGAGCUAGAGAAAGCCAAAGCAAGAGCAGAGAUGACCCAGAAGACGGCCAGGGGUGUUGACGCGAAGCUUGCUCUCCAAGUUCAGUUGGAAGCAUUGAAAGUGAAGAGGUUGACACUUCAACAAGAACGUGAUAAACAGAAGGCUACGGAAAGAGAGGCCAAGCGCCGUCAAGAGGUUAUGCAGCACCAGAGCUUCUACAACCGAAGUUGGUGGAAGCCGCGCAAUAAACGUGAGCAGAGCUAUGCAUCUCCUCGAGAUGAAGCAGAGUACUAUCCCGGCGAGGCUUUGUGCUCCAUGCCCAACGACGGCUGUAACUAA
This is a messenger RNA of Symbiodinium sp. CCMP2592, 420 nucleotides long. The record is from the annotation of a GenBank genome assembly. Lineage: Eukaryota; Dinophyceae; Suessiales; Symbiodiniaceae.